Cucurbita moschata (crookneck pumpkin) is the source of this 855-nucleotide messenger RNA. Its product is annotated as major pollen allergen Ole e 1-like. The record is from RefSeq and is a predicted model, not a curated record. The coding region runs from base 117 to 632 and encodes 171 amino acids. NCBI's taxonomy places the organism in Eukaryota, Viridiplantae, Streptophyta, Magnoliopsida, Cucurbitales, Cucurbitaceae. The transcript is spliced from 2 exons.
CAACUACUGGAGCAGUGAAGCUCGUUACUUACAUUACUACUCCUCCCACUCCACUCUUCAUUGCAUAUCCUGAUAUGCAUUGAACAUCAGAUAGGCACUUCUUUCAAAAUUUCGCCAUGAAUCUGAUUCUACUCUUAGUCUUAGCUUCCUUGGUUUCAAGUUCCCUUGUGUUGGGAAUUCAGGCUGUUCAUUCCCACCACUCAAGAAUAUUUUCUCAGAUUACUGUUAUGGGCCUUGUUUAUUGUGACACCUGCUCCAACAAUUCCUUCUCCAAGCACAGUUACUUCUUACCAGGUGCAGAAGUUCGAAUCGACUGCAAAUUAAAAGCAGAAACGCCGCGUACAGCGGAGCAAAUAGCAUUCUCAGUGAACAGAACAACAAACAAAAACGGAGUUUACAAAUUGGAAAUACCUUCGAUGGACGGAAUCCGAUGUGCAGAGGAUUCCUCAAUGGUGUCGUUCUGCCAAGCGAGUUUGAUGGGAAGUUCGUCGUCCGCUUGCAACGUUCCAGGAUACAAAACCACAUCGGGAGAAAUUUCAAUCAAAUCGAGACAGUCAAACGUUUGCAUUUACAGCUUAAAUCCGCUGAAUUACAGGCCAUCAACAAGAGACGAUAUCUUGUGCGGGAAUUAGCAAGAAAAUGGAAGAAGAAGAAGAAGAAGAAGAUUACCUUUUGAUCAAGCUUGGAUUGGAAUAUGUGAUUUUUGUUUUUCAGUCGGGAUUUCACAAAUUUCUGUGUAAUGUUUUUGUACAGUUUUGAUCCGCCUUUUGGAAGUUCGUCGUCUGCUUGCAACGUUCCUGGAUACGAAUUUCUUGUGUCUAAUAGAUUUUAGCUAUAAAAAAUAUUUAUAUUUUA